Molecule: messenger RNA, 393 nt
Organism: Amyelois transitella
Lineage: Eukaryota; Metazoa; Arthropoda; Insecta; Lepidoptera; Pyralidae
Product: octapeptide-repeat protein T2-like
Exons: 2
Coding region: 1-393 (130 amino acids)
Source: RefSeq, a predicted model, not a curated record
AUGUAUAUUUUGUUGCAACAAGCAACAAGCAGACAAGCAGACAUCCAGACAAGCAGACAAGCAGGCAAGCAGGCAAGCAGGCAAGCAGGCAAGCAGGCAAGCAGGCAAGCAGGCAAGCAGACAAGCAGACAAGCAGACAAGCAGACAAGCAGACAAGCAGACACGCAGACAAGCAGACAAGCAGACAAGCAGACAAGCAGACAAGCAGACAAGCAGACAAGCAGACAAGCAGACAAGCAGACAAGCAGACAAGCAGACAAGCAGACAAGCAGACAAGCAGACAAGCAGACAAGCAGACAAGCAGACAAGCAGAAAAGCAGAAAAGCAGUAAAGCAGCAAAGCAGACAAGCAGACAAGCAGACAAGCAGACAAGCUGACAAGCAGACAAGCUGA